Schistosoma guineensis is the source of this 462-nucleotide messenger RNA. The record is from the annotation of a GenBank genome assembly. Lineage: Eukaryota; Metazoa; Platyhelminthes; Trematoda; Strigeidida; Schistosomatidae.
AUGGGUAGACGUUUCAUCUGUGAUUAUUGUGACAAAUCGUUUCCAGAUAAUCCAAUUAAUCGAAGAAAUCAUCUUAAAGGUGUACAACAUCAACAAGCUCGUAAAUUACAUUAUGAUAAAUUUCUUGAUCCUAAAGAAAAACUUAGUAUAGAGAAAGCAAAGAAACCAUGUAUAACAUUUCGUAAUUCUGGUACAUGCACUUAUGGUCCAUUAUGUAAAUAUUCUCAUAUAACCAUCGAAGAGAUUCGUAUAUUAGAAGAGAAAUCUAAUGCUGAACUUCUUGCUUCAUCUUACUUAAAUCAUUUAACAUCUGAAGUGAAUAUUGAUAAUCAAAUUAAUAUAUUAGAAUCAAAAUUAAUAUCUAGGCGUGAUAAACAAUCAAAUUCUGGAUCAACUAAACAAUUUCAUAUUCCAGAAGGAAUACAACUAUUAUAUCUACCUCCGUCAUUGUCUUUACAUUAA